AUGGAAGUGCCCCUUUCCGGGUACAAGCUCAUGAAGGUUGCUGUGGAUGGUGCGCUGUACCUACGGAAGGUGGACCUCUCCGCGCACAACUGGUACGUGGCCCUGCUCCAUGCGCUCCAUGGCAUGUUCACCUCCAGUCUCGCCAUCCGCAGCGCCGGUGCCGAUGGGGUGAACAGGCUCGUGAACUCCGCCACCGACGCCAAGUACAUCCCCAACUAUGAGGACAAGGACAAGGAUGACGACUGGAUGCUUGUCGGAGACGUCCCCAUCCCCAUCAAGAUGUUCGUGGACUCGUGCAAGCGGAUCCGUCUCAUGAAGAGCUCUGAGGCCGUCAACCUAUCUCCAAGGACGUCAUCCCAAUGUAUGAAUCAAUUCACAAAGUGUGCAAUGGAAGAUGAUUGGCUGAUCAGUUAGGUGUAUGGUGAUUGCUGUGAAAAAUCUGAAACCAAUUGGGAAGCUGUGUGAUUGGGGCAGCUUGGACAUUUUUAUCCACCGAAGAAAAUGGUGCAUAGACUGAACCCAAAGUAGAAUUGUUAGAGGGCUAUCUUAACAGAGCUCAUCUGCUGCUCAUCCAGGAACUGAGCUUGCAGUUCAUCUUGCUCCCAUUUCGUCCUCAAUGUAAUUAGAACUCCCAAAAUUUUGUUAAGAAAUGGUAUUGUUAGAGGGCUAUCUUAACAGAGGUGCUGAAUAAGUUCUAUCAGCUUAGAAGCACAAAUACCACAUGUUUUCUCUGAACAUGCUGGCUACAAUUUUUCUGAAUAUAUUGUUAUAUGAAUAUUCUUGUGGCCAAAAAUUCAGACCUAGGAUUGGGUUGUUGACAUGAAUAUUUGUUCUUGCACUCCAGAGAUGUUGCGAACUUCAAUGACU
This is a messenger RNA of Phragmites australis (common reed), 867 nucleotides long. RefSeq names its product auxin-responsive protein IAA23-like. The transcript has 4 exons. Gene Ontology annotation, cellular component: nucleus. The record is from RefSeq and is a predicted model, not a curated record. The coding region runs from base 1 to 414 and encodes 137 amino acids. Gene Ontology annotation, molecular function: protein binding. NCBI's taxonomy places the organism in Eukaryota, Viridiplantae, Streptophyta, Magnoliopsida, Poales, Poaceae. Gene Ontology annotation, biological process: regulation of DNA-templated transcription.